Molecule: messenger RNA, 2134 nt
Organism: Anarrhichthys ocellatus (wolf-eel)
Lineage: Eukaryota; Metazoa; Chordata; Actinopteri; Perciformes; Anarhichadidae
Product: aquaporin-4
Exons: 6
Coding region: 93-920 (275 amino acids)
Biological process (GO): water transport; transmembrane transport
Cellular component (GO): plasma membrane
Molecular function (GO): water channel activity
Source: RefSeq, a predicted model, not a curated record
AUCACAGAAACCCUGAAGCCCUCAGACCCUGAGAGCUGAACACGGACGGACGGACGGAGACACAGAGGGAAAAAAAGCAUUCUGAGGUGAAAAUGACGUGGCGGGAGCUACGUAGUCGGCAGUUCUGGCGCGCCUUUCUUGCCGAGCUGCUCGGCACCCUGGUCUUAGUGAGCGCCAUACUGGGUGCCUCUAUGCCAGGCCCUGGAGAGGCCCCCCCGGGACCCCUGUACCCGGCAGUGGCAGUAGGUGUGUCGAUUGUUGCGCUGGGACACUGUUUUGGAGAAAUAAGCGGUGCACAGCUGAACCCUGCUUUGACUCUGGCUCUGUUGGCCACGCGGAGGCUGGAGGUCCUCAGGGCCGUCGUUUAUGUCGCUGCACAGUGUUUGGGGGCCUUUUUAGCAGCCGGGGCCCUUUACCUGGCAAUGCCGGUCAAAACCACUGCAGACCACUUCAUCAACAGGGUUCCUAUAGAGGUGAAUGCAGCCCAGGCUCUGGGCAUCGAGGUUUUGUGCACCUACCAGAUGGUCUUCACUGUGUUCUCAGUGGAGGAUCAGCGACGGAGGGAAAGCCCAGAGCCAGGAACCCUGGCCAUUGGAUUAGCACACACUGCUGGAGUGCUAAUAGGGGCACGAUUCUCCGGUGCGAGUAUGAACCCUGCACGUUCUCUAGGUCCAGCCAUCGUCACUGGAUUCUGGGAAAACCACUGGGUUUAUUGGAUCGGACCAGUGAUCGGUGCUAUACUGGGCGGAGUGUCCCAUGAGUUCUUUUUUGCACGCAGCGCCUCUCGCCAGAAGCUGGUGGCAUGUCUGACCUGCAAGGACAUCGAGAUUGUGGAGGCGGCCAGCAUGACGGGAUCAUCUCUGUCCACAGUCACACAGAACGCGAGAGCCAAGCAGACCAACAAACCAGAAAACAACUGAGGACACAUGCAAGAAUAAAACCCCCCAAAGAAACACACAAGCAUUCUGCAAUAUCCGUCUCUUGGUAAUAUCUGCUACUAGCUCACAUUAGCCACCAUAGGAUACUUCAUACCAAACUAAGAACCCUGAAUCUUUAAGCUUAUCAUGUUCAGUAAUCAUAUGUUUUAUGCUUGUAAAUUCAUCUUGGUGUUGGUCAUAUCUUCUUCGUCUCACUUUUACAUUUUUAAUAAUUUCGGGUGAUUUGGGGUUGUUGACAUAUGGCUUCCACAUAAGAUUGUUAUUUUCUUGAAGCAUCAUGUGUCUGCAAUUGUCCAAUGUGUUUUCAAGAGACCACAAUAAACUCACAUGUUGCUCAGGUGUCAAUACAUCCAUUAACAAAGGGAAGGUUACUAUGAUAACUGUGUUUACCUGCACAUUUCAGUGAGUUAUCCUUUCAAUGUCCCUCCACUGAAACAUUAUCACCACAUUAUGGAGGCUACACAUUUUGGCUAAAAUGAUUAUUUCCCUCGAUGCUUUUUGUUGCACAUGUGAAGAGAAAGCUGCAUUCUGAAGGAGAUGAAUGUUAUAUUUGAGGUCCCCGUUGGCUGUCAUUAGUGGAUGUAAAGGUCGAGCCAAUAUUGUGAGAUUCUAUGUUGUUACUUUCAAAUUUGCACAUCAUUAAAAUGUAUAAUGGAGAUUCAUUGAAACCCGGUUGAAAACCCCCAUUAUGUUGGCCAUUUUCAGUUUCAUCCUGCGUCUGUGAAUGCUUUGAAAUGCUAAAGAGGUCCUUGCGCUGCAUUGUGGGUUCAAUGAUGCUCUCAAACAAGUCUCUCAUGUCUGUGCCUGUUUGCGUCCGUCUCUUCUCUUAGGCCUCCCUUUCACAAUCAAAUGGACCUUUUUACCUCUGAAAUGGCUCUAAAGAAAGAAUGUUCAGUGGAAAUAAGCUUUGUAAUAUGAAAUUAAUAUGAUGUGUAUGUGUGUGUGUGUGAUAAUACGUGUUUGGGUGUGUGAGAGACUUUUUGUUUUCACAAAACCUUUAUUACUAUCGUGUGUGUUUUUCGUAUCAUUGCCGUAUUUGUCUUGUCUUAAAAUAUGUAAUUUAAAGGGUCAGUUCACCCAAAUUCCCCCCAAAAAAAACACAUUUUCUCAAUAACUUCAAGUAGUAUUCAACCAUGCAGAGAGAUUGGCUUUCAUAUGGGUUUUUCGAUAUCCGUCUCCUUAAUUACUUGUUAUAA